Messenger RNA from Cydia splendana, 1951 nucleotides. RefSeq names its product putative fatty acyl-CoA reductase CG5065. Gene Ontology annotation, cellular component: peroxisome. The coding region runs from base 203 to 1558 and encodes 451 amino acids. Lineage: Eukaryota; Metazoa; Arthropoda; Insecta; Lepidoptera; Tortricidae. The record is from RefSeq and is a predicted model, not a curated record. The transcript is spliced from 10 exons. Gene Ontology annotation, biological process: long-chain fatty-acyl-CoA metabolic process. Gene Ontology annotation, molecular function: alcohol-forming very long-chain fatty acyl-CoA reductase (NADP+) activity.
UCAUUGCAAUAGUAUAAAGUCUGACAAAUAGCUAACCAAGUACUUAGUAUGAGUGUAAUCGUAUAUAGUGAGACUGCCAUAAGAAAAAAUCGCUAGGUACUGGUUUUUCUUAACAACAACAUAAUUGAAGUACUUAUGUAUAAUAUGUACUUACAUAUUACAUUUUGAAUAUUGUGUCCUGAUUAGCAUACUUACCUUAAAUAUGAGUUCGAAUACCAGGGAGUGUACAUCGGUAGCAGGUUUUUUUGAGGGAAAAUCUGUUUUUAUUACUGGAGUAACAGGAUUUCUCGGAAAGGCACUCUUGGAAAAGCUGCUAUACACCUGCAAUGGCAUUGAUAAGAUCUACGUUUUGUUACGCCCUAAAAAAGGACUCAGUCCAGCCGAAAGAGUACAGAACAUCAGUAAUAGCUUAGUAUUUCAAAGGUUAAAGAGCAACAGACCAGAAGAUCUAAACAAAAUCAUCCCCGUGACGGGAGACCUAAGUGCACCCGGCUUAGGUCUCAGCGCGAAAGACGAAGAGGCUUUGCUCAAUAACGUGUCGGUGGUAUUCCACUCCGCAGCCACGGUGAAAUUGAACGAGCCACUCCGAGUCGCUGUGGCCAUCAACCUGGAGGGCACCAUCAAAGUGCUGGCACUGUGCAAACGCAUGCAAAACAUACGUGCAUUUGUCUACGUCUCCACAGCCUACACCAACACGGAUCAGCAAGUGGUGGAGGAGAGGGUUUACCCCCCUCCAGCGAGUAUCGACGCGGUCUACAAGUUCCUCAGAGAGCACGGCGACGACGAGGAAGCAACCAAGAGAUUUCUGAAUGGACGGCCAAACGCCUACUGUUUCAGCAAAUCCCUAGCUGAAGCGUACCUGGUGGAACACCACGGAGAUGUGCCCAUAGUCAUUUUGAGGCCGUCUAUUGUAGUAGCAGCGCGUAGUGAACCGUUGGCAGGUUGGGUGGACGCGUGGCAAGGCAACACCAUAGCCCUGGCUAACACGGCGAGAGGCUUUCUACGGGUCGUUAUUUGUGACGCGAAAGUAGUUGCUGAUCUGAUUCCGCUGGAUUACGUGGUCAAUAUGGCUAUCGUGUCCGCCGUUCACUCUAAACAAGGCGAGGUGUUGGUCUACAAUUGCUGUACAAGCGAAGUCAACCCAAUCACAUGGAGAACGAUGUUUGAAUUAUUUCUCAAGGCGAGCAAGGCAGAUAAUUUUCAUAAGGUGCCUUUCCCGGGAGCAGUGAUGACCAGAUCCCCUAUAAAGUUUGCGGUAGGCAGUUUCUGCCUUCAGACUGUCCCAGCUUAUGUUUUGGACGCGUGGCGAAUGGUCAAAAGGAAACGGAACAAGUACAUUCGGCUCAACAAACAGAUGUAUAUCCUCCGGGAUUUCACCGCGUUCUUCACAACGCAUCGCUGGGUGAUGCGGAGCGGCGGCGCGUGCGCGCUGGCGGAGGCGCUGAGCGACGCCGACGCGCGCCUCUUCCCCUGCCACCCCGCGCAUGUGCACUGGCCCUCCUACAUGCCCGUCUACUACAGGGGCGUCAAAGAGUUUUUAUGUGGUGGCAAAAAUUAACGUGUUUGCUAGGAUGUUUGAGCUGAUCAAAGUUGAAUUACUGAUAAUUUAUUUAAAAACCGAUAUAAAUGUCAUAUAUAAAGGAACAAGGGAUCAAGGCCUCCAGUGCCCAGUGCUGAGAUUAAACCAACGUCCUCUGCAAUUGCAGCAGAUCCCUAAGCGCCUCGGCCACCCGGGUCACGGCGAUAUAGGUCUAUUUUUUUAAGUACAUAUAUGCAAUUUCUUCAUCUUGAGGGCUUGUGGCGCUCCCUGGCGAUAGCCAUGACCUUAGUAUGCCUAAGGUAAGUAGUAUGGUUCGACCUCCUAGAACCGAAUAAAUCAGGUGAUUUUUAUGAAAUAAAGUAUAUUGUAUUUGUAAUUGUAAAAUGUAUUAAAACAGACCAAAGUUAUGUG